GCGACACAGUUUCCCACCGGAAAUAAAUAUAUGACGGACCAGUGAACCCAACGAGGAACAGCUGAUUACUGUACAGCCAUAACUAGACUAAUAUAAGCUUUUUUUUUUGGUGGAGUGAAAUUUAAGAAAUCUGUGUUGAUGUAAUGAAAAUAUUAACAUUAACUCGGAGACAGACGUGCUUAUUUGGUCGCAGUAUUGUCUAAGAAGAUGUUUGCAAGAGCAAUUCGUGUCAAAUCCAACACCGCAAUCAAAGGAUCAGACAGGAGAAAGCUCAAAGCUGAUUUGUCAGCAGCCUUUCCUUCAUUGUCUGCUGAUGACCUGUCUGAGUUGAUCCCAAACAAGGAGGAAUUAAACGUAGUCAAGAUAUAUGCACAUAAGGGAGAUGCUGUGACACUGUAUGUGCUUCAUAAGAAUCCCCUGUUCUUUGAACUGGAGAAACGUCUUUAUCCAACAGUGUAUGUACUCUGGCGUCAUCCUGACCUCCUGCCAGCAUUCAGGACAUGGCCUCCUGUGCUUCAAAAAAUGAUUGGAGGAGCAGAUCUCAUGCUGCCAGGUGUGGUGGUACCAUCAAGUGGUCUCCCAGAUGUGAAACAGGGUGACUGCUGUGCUGUUACGGUUGUGAGCAAUAGGGCUCCUGUUGCAGUUGGGACUGCUUCUCUGUCAAGGGCAGACAUGCACGGUGCUGGUAUGAAAGGGAGAGGAGUUUGUGUUCUCCAUACGUAUAUGGAUCAUCUCUGGGCGUUUGGAGACAAGUCAGGUCCUCCUCUGUUACCAGAUGCAGAGAGUGAAGGACAAGGGUUGAAUGGAGAGGAAUGUGAGGACGAUGAAGAAGAGGAGGAAAAGGUUAAGAGUCGUGUGGAGGAGGAGCAGAUUACUGGUGAACACUUCACAGAUGAAGCCUGUUCUGGUGUUGAAGAGCUGAGUCUGGCUAAGGAGGAGGAGGAGGAGGAGGAGGAGGAGAAGGGUGAAAAGGACAUUGAGGAAGAAGAGGGGAGCAAAGAGGAUCAAAAAAUGCCACAAGAGAUAAUGGAUGCUCUGCUGUUGCAGUGUUUCCUCCAUGCUCUCAAGAGCAAGGUGAAGAAGACAGAGCUCCCUCUGCUGACCAGUACUUUUCUUCGCAUUCACAUGUUCUCCUGCUGCCCAAGUGGAAAACAACUGGAUAUUAAGAAAUCCAGUUAUAAAAAGCUUUCCAAGUUUCUGCAGGCCAUGCAGCAGAAACAUAACCUUGUGCGAGUGAAAGAACUGACCAAGGGAGUGGAGAGCAUUGUGGAAGUGGACUGGAAAAACCGAGAACUGCGCUCCUUCCACGUCCCAGAGGAAUUAGAGGAGGAAGCCGCUACAAUGCAGGAUGGUGGGGAAGGGGAAACUCCAUACCAUCCUCCUGAGAUCACAACUCUGUACUCCGUGCCAGCUCGACUGGAGCCUCUCUUCCUGGAUGCAAACAAGAGGAAAGGGAUGAUACUGCAGCCUGCUGAAGUGAGACAUAUUGUCACAGAGUACGUGAAGAACAAUGAGCUGGUUGAUGAAAAUAAUAAGAAUUUUGUAACCAUAAACCCGACUCUGUGCGACUGCUUACUGGAGAAAUCUGAGUACCAGGAGGUAGAUUCUCUCAAGUGGGAUGACCUCUUUAGCAGGACUCUGGGAAGAAUGCAGGAGUGCUAUGAAGUUGUAUACCCUGGUCAAGCACCCAUAAGAAAAAAGGGCCACAUUGAGCCCAUAGACAUCGCUGUGGCCUCUCGAGGCUCCAAUAAGAAGGUGACCCUCAUAAAGAACCUUGAAGUAUACGGUUUGGAUCCGGCAGUUGUGGCCACUGCUUUGCAGCGCCGAGUCCAGGCCAGCUCAGUCUUACAGCCAAUCCCUGGAUCCAAGGACAAAGUCCUGGUCCAGAUCCAAGGCAACCAGAUUCACCAAGCUGGCAAUUUACUGCUAGAUCAUUAUCAAAUUCCUCGAAAGUACAUUCAAGGAAUUGACAAAGCUCCCAAAGGUGGCAAGAAGAAAUAACAUUUCAGCCCAGGAUACAAAUCAUUCACUGUCCUUCAGCUGCUUUACUGUAACACAACAACAACAAAUUAUUUGUGUAAUAAUGUUGAUUUACUGUCAUCCUCUGGAGGUUGAUGAUAAAAGAAGUCUUUGUUGCUGGUUUGAUUUGAUUUGAGAAUUUUGAAAGUCAAGGUACUGAUUGUAUCUUUGAGGUAAUUUGUCCCUGUUGGUAAAGAAAUCUCACUUAAUUGUCUUAAAAUGUCAACAUGUUGAACUUUAAAUUCAAACCUAAAGAAAAAAAACGAAAACAUGUUCAGUGGUAAAAGCAGAGUGAGAUGAGGACUGAGUUAGGGUUUGGCAUGUCGGUAAUUAGGAUGGGGAAACUUCAGGUCUUGUUAGGUCAUGUUUUCAGGUCCAGAUACAUGGUGUUAUUUCAACACAUAAAAAUAAAAGUAACAAAAACUUGGUUCAAACAAGCCUGUAUUUUGUGGGAUAAUAAUAAAAACUCAAACCUAAGGAAUAAACCACACCAAAGGAUAUUUCAUAUUUCUUCUUUUUGUGCUUCUCCAUAUUUCUUCAGUCUUAUUUGUUUUUAAGAGAUGGACUUAACUUUUACUGAGGCUGUGUGCAAUUAUGCAGCCUCAGCUAUGUUGAGGUUGAGUCUCUGCCACAACCAGUCUGUUGUCUUGUCCGCAAACGUGCAUUCAGAGUAUUUACCAAGUUUUUUGUGUUUUUUAGGUUGACAGUUAAAAGAAGGAGUUUAAACCACUCUGUGUUUUCUCGAAGAUGUAUCCUUUGCUCAGCUCCUAUAGCUCACAUGAGAUUACAAGAGUGAAUAAAGACAUUAGGUGGCCUGAGUCUCCCUCAAUUCACUGUGCAUUCAAGCCUAAUAAACAGGACAGAUUAGUGAUGUUUUUUUAGUUUGUUAAUUUCUUAAUCUAUGGCUGACAGUUUCCGAAAAUACACUGGAAUCUGAAAUAAGAUAAGGAUAAGGCGGUAGAGCAUGGGUCUUAAUCAAGUUAUGUUGUUAGUUUGUCUGAUUUGGAAACCAUCCACUGUUGUGCAUAUCCAGAAAGAUGCAGCUGAUUUCUUAGGAGCUCCAACCAUUCUUGGGGGAUAGAUUAACAGACUGGCACGAGAAAGUGUCUAGUCAACUGUACUCCAGUUGCCAGAACUCCAAAUUUGAAAAUUUCGCGAUCUGACUGUUUUCAACUUUGUGCCAGCUUCUACUGAUUUUUGUGCAAUUUUCUUUUUGAAUGGAGGACCUCAUUCUAGGGAUCCAUUUGUAUUCUCCAAAAGUUCCUUAAUGUGCUUGCUGUGAAACAGGUGCUUGUCAGUCUUGCCAGUAGCAAAUUAUUACCAGCAGUACAGAUCUGAGUUUUUCUCAGAUCAUUGCUCCAUGCUUUUCUACCGUUUAAUAAAGAUUGAACAAAUAUAGA
Messenger RNA from Notolabrus celidotus (New Zealand spotty), 3419 nucleotides. RefSeq names its product eukaryotic translation initiation factor 2D (gene eif2d). Bases 208 to 2001 code for a protein of 597 amino acids. The transcript has 15 exons. Gene Ontology annotation, biological process: formation of translation preinitiation complex; translational initiation. The record is from RefSeq and is a predicted model, not a curated record. Gene Ontology annotation, molecular function: translation initiation factor activity. NCBI's taxonomy places the organism in Eukaryota, Metazoa, Chordata, Actinopteri, Labriformes, Labridae.